GCCCUCACUGACCUGUGCAUGGGGCUGUCCACAGUGCACACAGUGCUGGGGAUCCUGUGGGGGUUCAGCCAGGAAAUUGGUCUGAAUGCCUGCAUUUCACAGGCUUACUUUAUCCAUGGGCUUUCUGGCACAGAGUCUGGAGUCCUUCUUGCCAUGGCCUUUGAUCGCUUCACUGCCAUCUGCAAUCCUCUGAGAUACACAUCCAUCCUGACUAACAGUAGAGUCAUUCCUUUCAUGGUGGCCAUUUUGAUGAGGGCAGCUGUGUCCAUUCUCCCUAUCAUUCGUUUGAAGAUCUUCCAUUACUGCCGCCCCCACAUCCUCUCCCACUCUUUCUGCCUGCACCAGGACCUGCUCAGGCUCGCCUGCUCUGACAUUCACUUCAACAGCUUCUAUGCCCUGGCUCUGGUGAUCUGUACCUUGUUGUUAGAUGCUGUGCUUAUUCUCAUCUCCUAUGUCUUUAUCUUACAUACAGUGCUGGCAAUUGCCUCUCAUGAGGAGAGGCUUAAGUCCUUACAGACCUGUGUGUCCCACCUCUGUGCUGUCCUGGUCUUUUACAUCCCCAUCAUUGGCCUCACCAUGGUGCACCGCUUUGGAAAGCAUCUCUCCCCUUCAGUUCAUGUCCUCAUGGGCAACAUCUACAUUCUCUUUCCACCCCUCAUGAAUCCAAUCAUCUACAGUGUAAAGACCCAGCAGAUCCAAAGCAGG
Suricata suricatta (meerkat) is the source of this 705-nucleotide messenger RNA. Its product is annotated as olfactory receptor 51V1-like. The record is from RefSeq and is a predicted model, not a curated record. The transcript has a single exon. Gene Ontology annotation, molecular function: olfactory receptor activity; G protein-coupled receptor activity. Gene Ontology annotation, biological process: G protein-coupled receptor signaling pathway. The annotation marks the transcript as partial. NCBI's taxonomy places the organism in Eukaryota, Metazoa, Chordata, Mammalia, Carnivora, Herpestidae. Gene Ontology annotation, cellular component: membrane.